Messenger RNA from Vigna angularis (adzuki bean), 578 nucleotides. RefSeq names its product probable 1-deoxy-D-xylulose-5-phosphate synthase 2, chloroplastic. The transcript has 3 exons. The record is from RefSeq and is a predicted model, not a curated record. Gene Ontology annotation, molecular function: 1-deoxy-D-xylulose-5-phosphate synthase activity. The coding region runs from base 147 to 533 and encodes 128 amino acids. NCBI's taxonomy places the organism in Eukaryota, Viridiplantae, Streptophyta, Magnoliopsida, Fabales, Fabaceae. Gene Ontology annotation, biological process: terpenoid biosynthetic process.
UCUGAAGCUCAAAUUGGUCAUAACAUUGAAGAUGUGGUCACCAUCUUUGAAAAAGUCAAAUCAGUGCCUGCUCCAGGUCCAGUUUUGAUUCAUAUUGUCACAGAGAAAGGGAAGGGAUACCCCCAGCAGAAAAAGCAGCUGAUAAAAUGCACGGGGUUGUGAAGUUUGAUCCAAAAACAGGGAAGCAGUUUAAGGCAAAAUCCUCAACGCUUUCAUACACACAGUACUUUGCUGAGUCUUUGAUAAAGGAGGCUGAAAUAGACAACAAGAUAGUGGCCAUUCACGCAGCAAUGGGUGGUGGUACAUGCCUAAAUUAUUUCCACAAAAGAUUUCCCGAUCGCUGUUUCGAUGUGGGGAUAGCUGAGCAACAUGCUGUUACAUUUGCUGCUGGGUUAGCUGCUGAAGGCCUCAAGCCCUUUUGUGCCAUUUACUCAUCAUUCCUACAACGAGGAUAUGAUCAGUCUUCGCCCUACUGCACCGCCGCGGCGGUGGCGGAGAUUAACUCGUCGGACCGGAAGACCAAAUUCACCUGAGCUGCAUGGAGGAAUUGCAAGGUCACAUCUCCACUUCUUCGUCUC